This is a messenger RNA of Annulohypoxylon truncatum, 1728 nucleotides long. Its product is annotated as putative transporter MCH1. Gene Ontology annotation, molecular function: transmembrane transporter activity. The coding region runs from base 1 to 1728 and encodes 575 amino acids. NCBI's taxonomy places the organism in Eukaryota, Fungi, Ascomycota, Sordariomycetes, Xylariales, Hypoxylaceae. The record is from RefSeq and is a predicted model, not a curated record. Gene Ontology annotation, cellular component: membrane. The transcript is spliced from 2 exons. Gene Ontology annotation, biological process: transmembrane transport.
AUGGAUGCGCUUAACUCCGAUCCGUCCCUGGCACCGCUCCUACGAUCGGCCUCAUCCUCGACUUUAGCCUCAUCAACCUCGCAAACCUCCAUCAGCGAUGACGCAUCCAUUGCGAAGAUCAGACGCAAGACGCGUGCUGUGCGCGCUCUUGCCUUCGUAGUAUCCAUCAUUGCCGCUCUCUGCGCCGGAUCCAUCACCGUCUUCUCCCUUUACGGCCACCUAUUCCAAUCUCGAUUACACUAUACACAGUUCCAAAUCAAUGGAAUUGCAAGUGCCAUGAGCAUAUCUAUGUACAUCCCGGUCCCGGUGAUUGGCUACAUGUGCGACCGAGUAGGACCUGGUCCUCUCUCUUUGUUGUCUUCGGUCCUGCUCGGAGGGGGUUACGGAUUAGCCUCUGGCUUAUAUCGUAAGGGGCUUGUAGAAGUUAGCGAUGGUAGUAAAGGCGGUAGGGCCACAUUCCCUCCCAUGGUGUUUGCUUUCGUGGCUAUUGGCGUCGGCACCUCGUGCAUGUAUAUCAGUGCCAUCACAACCUGCGCCAAGAACUUCGGCAAAGGAAAAUACCGAGGCCUGAUGCUGGUCGCUCCUAUCGCGUCAUUCGGCCUUGGUGGAAUGGUUUUCAGCCAGAUUGGUAGUCGAAUCCUCUACGAGACACAACCAGGCGGAGGCCGAGGAGACGUUAAUGUGUUCCAUUUCUUCCUGUUCCUCUGCAUCAUCCUAUCCGUCCUUGGGCUCAUUGGCACCUUCUCAUUACGGGUUGUGGAUGAAGAUGACCUCAUAGACGAAGCGGUAGAGGAGCUUGAGAGGAGUGGGCUCCUCGAGGGAAGCGCGGUUUUCCGCCGCCGAGCCGAUCGUGACUAUGGUACUACCGAUGCGAUCGACGACGAUGCUGGCGUCAUGGACCCGGCUAGGGAUGACGAUGAGGAUGAUGACAAUGCCAGGUUGAAAAAGGCCUGGCUCCUCAACGCCGAGACUCGAAGGUUUCUUACAGAUCACACAAUGUGGUGGUUUGCGCUUGGUUUCUGGUUGAUCAUCGGACCGGGCGAGUCUUUCAUUAACAAUCUCGGUACUGUUAUUGGGACGUUAUAUUCUCCGAAUACGAAAUCGAACGAAACCACGGCGGCAACACAUGUUUCGAUCAUGGCUGCGGUGAGCACCGUUGCUCGUCUACUCGCAGCGUCGUUAAGUGACUUACUCUCGCCUAACCCGCAUACACAACACGUCCAAACAGGAUUUCCGACUACGCUUCCGGAGCUGAGGCAAAAAUUAUCAGUCUCGCGUGUUGUUCUAUUUGUUGCUGCUGCCAUUAUCCUCUCCAUUGGCACACUUGUGCUGGCAUCUGGCGUAGUCCAGGAGCACGGAGAGCGAUUCUGGAUCGUCUCCAGCUCGAUUGGAGCUGGGUACGGAGCCGUAUUCAGCUUAACACCUAUAAUUAUUACUAUGAUUUGGGGAGUAGAGAAUUUUGGCACUAAUUUUGGCAUCGUUGCUCUCACACCAGCCCUAGGAUCCACGAUGUGGGGACUCAUUUACUCAGCAGUCUACCAAGCGGGUGCUAGAGAUUCACCUUCGUUAACAUCAGGAAGUGAUGAGGACGAUGUAUUCUGCUUCGGCAAGCAGUGCUACGCGUCCACAUUCUGGGCCAUGACAAUUUGUAUAUGGGUUGGAACAGUCAUGAUCCUCUGGGCCUGGAAAGGCCGAGAUGGCUGGGCUAAGAGAGGUAUUGUGAUCUAG